Molecule: messenger RNA, 732 nt
Organism: Geodia barretti
Lineage: Eukaryota; Metazoa; Porifera; Demospongiae; Tetractinellida; Geodiidae
Source: the annotation of a GenBank genome assembly
AUGGUACAAGCGCUGCCGACGCCUCAGGCGCCGCAGCUCGCGCCCGUGCCGCAGACGCAGACACAGCGCCCCGCGAUGAUGAUGUCGGCUGACGAAGCGCAGUUCGGCGGUACCCUUCGCAUAGUGGCGGCUGGCAGCAUCCAGUCGUUCGACCCGCUUUGGACGACCGCAUCGGGCACCGGAAACGUUUCCAACACCAUUCUCGAAGGACUUUUCGAGUACACGAGCGACUACGGAAUCGCUCCCCUGCUGAUCGAAAGCUGGGAUAGCAGCGACGACAAUCUGUCCUGGACAUUCAAGUUGCGAGAGGGCAUCAAGUUCCAUGACGGCACUCCCCUGACGACCGAGCAGGUGCAGGGAACGCUGAACCGCCAGAAGGACCGAGCGCCAAUACUGAGGCUCGUCCGCAAUGAGUUCGGAGCAGGCGACGGCGAAUUUGAAGAGUUCCUGACGGUCGAAGACGACCUACACUUCAGCCUGAACCUUAAAGAAGGAACAGGACUUGUCAUAGAUGCCAUAGGUCCGCAGGGCUUCGGGCCCCGCCUCGUAACUGCCGACUGGUACGACAACUACACUGCUAACCAAUCGGCGGAAGGUCCUCCCAACGGGACUGGGCCAUUCAUCUUCGAGGAAUGGCUGCCCGGCGACCGCUGGAGCGCGACGAGGUACGAGGACUACAGCCCGCAUCCAGCCCCGCGAGCGGCACAUCGGCGGACAUACCGCCUAUGUUGA